This is a messenger RNA of Myxozyma melibiosi, 1797 nucleotides long. RefSeq lists its product as uncharacterized. The transcript has a single exon. Lineage: Eukaryota; Fungi; Ascomycota; Lipomycetes; Lipomycetales; Lipomycetaceae. Bases 276 to 1679 code for a protein of 467 amino acids. The record is from RefSeq and is a predicted model, not a curated record. Gene Ontology annotation, biological process: phosphatidylcholine biosynthetic process.
CUUAUUAUCGCAUUUGUCCAAGCUGCAGUUGAAAUGCGAAAGUUUGGCGCGGCUGGAUUUGGAGUUUUGAGGCACGUGCUUCUGACCAACGUCAUCGAAUUUGGUGCCGUUCGUCGCAGGUAAACAAUUUAUUCUUCCUCUUUGUUCCCACCGACUCAUAACUUGUGCUUCAACCCACACCAAACAGCAGAUCAGUGUCGUCCAUUAUACAGCCAUAAGCAGUUUUUGUUACGGCUAUAGAAGCAUCCUUCUGUUUUUUAUUUCUCUGGAUCGCCAUGGCCGAAUCCUCACCCGAGAUCUAUGCUACGGAUCGGCGUCGCGGCGUCUCCCGUUCCGCUUCCACUUCCUCAUCUUAUUCCUCGCUCGAAGACAGCCUCGACAGUCCGCUUGAAGAAGUCCCUAUCGAUCGUCUAUCUGUACUCGAUAUUCUGGACAACUUAGCGCUCACGACCAAGAUCAACCAGUUCAACCAGAAUGUGCGCCGGACAGGCGGCGAGAUCAAGGACAUGGCUCUUCGUUCGCGCGACCGAGUGCUUCGUGGUCGAGAAGAGGAUAUUGAUCGCAUGAAAUCUCAACUGCUGAAGAAGAUCGACAAAUGGGAAGCUAAAUGGGAGGACGCGAGACUCGUCAGUCAACGUGAAAAGAUUGCUUUUGUAUACGGACUCAGUAUAGUGUUUCUGGGGGGACUGAUCCUCGGAGGUGCCCCUGACUGGUUCCAUGUCUUUUACUCGGUGCAGAUGGUCUAUCUCAUGCCUAUUCGCAUCUACAGCUACCGGAAACGGGCUUACCAGUAUUUCCUUGCUGAUCUAUGCUACUUUGUGAACAUGUUGCUGCUCAUCUGGCUUUGGCUUCUGCCUGGCUCUCGCCGGCUCUUCCUUUCAUGUUAUUGCUUAUCUUACGGAACCUUGGCCUGGGCAGUCAUUACCUGGAGAAACUCUCUCGUGCUACAUAGCGUCGACAAGACAACCAGCACGUUCAUUCACGUUUUGCCUCCUGUCGUUCUCCACUGUAUCCAUUUCCGCCUGGAUGAAGACUACAAGAAAGAGAGGUUUGGUGGUGCAGCUGAUCUCCAGAAGCUGAUCCUGGCCGAAGGAAUGGCAUGGGCUUCAUUUUGGUACAUCAUCUGGCAGACUCUGUACCACAUCUUCAUUACCGUCAAGCGGAAGGACAAAAUCAAAGCUGGACAUUUGACAAGCUUCGAAUGGCUGCGCAGAAGUUACAAGAAUACGGCAAUCGGGAAGUUUGUCAACAGCCUUCCUGAGCCCCUUCCCGUGUUUGCGUUUAUGCUCAUUCAGUUUGGAUAUCAGAUGCUGACAAUGCUGCCGUGUCCUAUAUGGUAUAGUAGCAAGUAUCUGUCUGCCAUGUUUGUCUUUACCAUCUUUAUGAUCGCCGCCUACAAUGGUGCGACAUACUAUAUCGACGUCUUUGGACGGCGUUUCCAGAAAGAACUCAACAAGUUGCAAAACGAUGUCUCGAAAUGGCACAAUUCUUCCACUCCACCAAGUCCUGAGCUCAGUCCUCAGUCCUCAACUACUGUCGGUGCAGACGGAAAAAGUGCCGAUGCAGACGUAUCUGCCAUAGCGCUCAGCGCAACCACAUCCGGAUUGACGAGUAAUUCAGAGUCUGAUUCUCCAGCUGUCGGUGCUUCUGAUGCAGGCGAGCCAAAGAAGGAGAAAUAGAUUGAUGAGUCGUUUGGGUGGGUGAAUUCUGAUUAAAGGACAUCUCUUUGAAGUACCUUGUAUUAUUUUAUGUUGGCGUAAGGGCGCGUGUGGUUUUGGUGUAAUACUAGUUAUAGGG